ACUCACAGAGACAGAGAGAGCGCUGAGAGAGACACAGACGCUCUGUUGACCAGCUGCAGGCAGAUUACAGCUGGACUACACACACACAACCAAGUUAGUUUGUUCUCUAGCUCUCUGUGUUGGGGACAGCUCUUCACAGAGCCAGAGAGUCCUUUGAGGAGCAUUUAGGGAUUUUUGUGGUCAUUGCAUUGGAUUAAACCGGACAUGAGGAGCAUGUUAACAGACAUCGUGGACUCGUUUUUUUUUUUUUCAUGGUACUAGGUCUGAUCCCUGAGGAACACCACCUGGACAGAAACAGCUGACUUGACCAGAGUGGACCUGCGCAGCAGCAGGGUUUUUCUUUUCUUCUGGGGGUGAUUACAAUCAAGACUUAGUGUGCCUUGUCUUAAAGGAGAACACUUCUUGAUUGCUUGUCUGGACAUUACUAGUGGAGAGGGCUUGCUUCAUCCCUGAUAAAAGGAGCACCAGAACAUUUUCCUCUGAGACUGAGUAAGUGUGAGUGGGACGGAGUGUGUUCUGAGGGAUGCCUCUGGAUGUGGUGAUUGCCCCAGCGGAGGACUGUUUCUGGCCGGACCUGCACGACACAGACAUGAGGCUGAAGAUCAGGGUCCGCCGAAUGAAGGAGGGGAGAGAGCUACGAGGAGGCUUUGCUGCUUUCUCCUCCUGCUUCCCUGGCCUGUGUGAAGGGAAACCUGCCACUGCUCUGCCUAUGAGCUUGUCCCAGCCCUGCUUGCCUGUGGCUAAUGUAGGGCCUACUCGCAUCCUGCCACACCUGUACCUGGGCUCACAGAAGGAUGUCCUCAACAAGGACCUGAUGGCUCAGAAUGGUAUCACUUAUGUGCUGAAUGCUAGCAACACCUGUCCCAAGCCAGACUUCAUCAGUGAGAGCCACUUCAUGCGAAUUCCAGUUAAUGACAACUACUGCGAGAAACUGCUGCCCUGGCUGGACAAAACUAAUGAAUUCAUUGACAAAGCUAAGGUGUCAAACUGCAGAGUCAUUGUGCACUGCCUGGCUGGAAUCUCGCGUUCAGCAACCAUCGCCAUCGCAUACAUCAUGAAGACAAUGGGCUUGUCAUCGGAUGAUGCCUACAGGUUUGUUAAAGAUCGAAGACCGUCCAUAUCCCCUAACUUCAACUUCCUGGGUCAGCUUCUGGAGUUUGAGAAGGGUCUGAGAUUACUGCAAGCUUUAACUUCCACCUCUGACGACAAGAUCUCUGAACACAACACCAAGCAAAGCUCUGAGGUAAACGGAGUCAGCACAGGUUUUGAGAUGAAUGGCCACCGCAGCAACUAUGACUCAUCUGGUCCCGAGCCACACAUCACUCCAGAACCCAAACUGCCCUCACCCACUUCCCUCCAGCAAGGCUUCAACGGCCUGCACCUCUCUGCAGAGAGGAUCAUGGACACUAACCGGCUUAAACGCUCCUUCUCUUUGGACAUUAAGUCAGUCUACUCCCCUAACAGCCCCCGCUGCCCAAUAAUGGCGCCCACACACUCUGAAGACGUCCCCAAGCUGUGCAAGCUUGACAGCCCAGGAACUGGCACCUCCAAUGGUGUUUGCUCCCAGUCCCCCAUCUCAGACAGCUCCAGUCCAUCAGAUUCACCGUUUCCCUCACCAGGCUGCGGGGGCAGCAUUGGAGGUUUGGGAGGAAGUGAAGCAGUCCAUCGUUCUAGUUCUUCCUCCUCCAGACCCAGGAGGAAACCCAAGCACUCCUCUAAUAGUUCCCCAAUCCACGUCCAACCACACCAACCUCCGCAGUCCCUCAGCCUGUCGUUGGACCACAAGAGCCCCAGCAUGGAUGAGAACCUGAAGGGCUCCCUGCUUCUGUCGCUCCCCUCCCAGCCUACUGUAGGGUCCGGGGCCAUGUGGACCAAACACAGAGACACUGUCCAGGCCACCACGCCCGUCACUCCUGUCACCCCUACCACAGAUGCCCCCUGGCAUUUUGGGGCAGAGGAAGGUGGGGAGAGAGACAUGGAGCUUGGAGGAGGAGGGGGAGGAGGAGGAGAAGAGUCAUCUGUGAGGUUUGGGAGCAGCUCAGCGUAUGUGGCGUUUGGAUGCAGUGAAGGUGUGCGGUUACGAGAAAAAACCCAACGGGAGAAGCCCUCUGUGCCGCAGACGCAGAGAGAUCACCAGGAGUCAAAGUCUUCAUCUAACAGUAAGAACAACAGCGGGGUGGCAUCAGAAAAGCAGUUCAAGAGGCGCAGCUGUCAGAUGGAGUUUGAGGAGGGUAUCUCUGAGACACGCUCCCGAGAAGAAUUAGGAAAAAUUGGGAAACAGUCGAGUUUCUCUGGAAGCAUGGAAAUCAUCGAGGUAUCCUGACAGAUAAUGGACAUGACUGGAGCCGUCCCUUAGUGGCUAAAUGGACCUUGUUAGAGGGAGCACAAGAUGAGGCUGGGAACAGAAAAGGCUUUUUUGUGCUCCCUUCACAGACAGUGUUAAAGACUCUGACAGAGAGAAGGACAAAUAGAAGCAGAGAGCUAAUGUGUAAGCUUAGCAUGUGAGCUAGCUUUUACAACUGGACAGACAGAACCUGUGAUGUGGCUCCAAGCAAGCCUGAACCAUCCUGAACUGACGCACAUACCAGAAGGAAAGUUUGAGAAGUUUGGGGUGAAGGGGUUGGCUGAAGGUACUGAAACUGUUAAAUUCUCUGUCGCAGAUAAAAAGAAACAACCCAGAGAAAGUGUCAUGCUGCAUCCUUACUAUAUAAAAUAUCCUUAUUUUGACAGAGUUUGGACAGUGCUUGCCUGCAGUCAAACGUGGUGUGCUUCAGUGGGUGUACAGCUUGUGAUUUGAACCAAGCCCCCUCCCUUCAUGUGUCAGAAAGCCUCAAACCUCGCACGGCUAACUCUGCACCCCCCCUCAUCUUCCCAGUGCCACUGACUGUGCAUCAACAACAAAAACAGACUCCAUAACAGCACCGUCUCCUCACAUCCCCGCAGCACAAGGCAGAGAGAUCCCAGGACUAAAAUUGAAAGGCGGUACUGUGUCAAACUAUGAAGGAUCCUCAGCAGUUUGUUGCUGAAAAGACUCUUAGCAAUGGGCAGUGCCCCCUCCCAUAAAGCACAUCGUUUCUCUCCUGACUUUAGCUCCCUUGUUUCCAGUGUUAACAGUGUAAUGGGACUGAGGUUUAAUGAGAUCCCCUGAACCCCUCCCACUGCUCCCAGUCACCACGUAUGGUCACCACUGAGCAUGUACCAGAAAGGCUGGCUACAGACAGACAAAUACUAUAUAUACAAUAUGAAUAUAUAUAGCAAUUUUAAUGGACUCCUAAUGGACUGUUUUUUGUUCAGUUAUAGUUUUAAUUUAUUGUAUUGGUUCAUUCUGGUAAUGAGAAAUAAUAUAAUGUUUUGUGGAUUUAUUUCUUUUCUCUUUUGUUGAAUUAUUAUUGUAAUUAUUAUUAUUUGCUGUAUGGUAUUUAUGAACACACACAAACAAAUACACACAUUCAACAAAUUCAAGCAAGCAAUAUGUGCUGUUCCUUCUUUGGCGAGAGUGAAGAAUAACUUUGAAUUAAAUGCACUUUCCUUCCUUCUGAUAACCAACUGGUGACAUGAUAUCCGAAGAGAUGACUUCUUAGUGUCUUACAUAGGAAUAUAAAGCUUCUAUUUGUAUUUGGAGGACGCUACAGAAACAAGCUAAUGAGAUCUAUAGAAACAGAAUCUCUGUUUCGGCUCAUUGGCAGUGUGUAAUCAUGGAUUUAUCACAAUUGUGGACUAAAAAAGUUGGUUUAGUAUCCACACACAUAUAUGCUAAUUACUAAUAUACAGUAGAAGAUCAUCUGCCUGUUUCACGAGCUUGCAUAUUGAUGCCAAUAUGCAAGACGUAGGCUCCUUUAUGCAUUUGAGAUUUAUAGACAGAACCAAGUGUCCUCUCCAAGCCAGCUCCAUUAUCAUCCCGGACUCGCCAAAGCUGAAACAAACCAACACACACACACACACCCCUUAUACUAAAUGCACUUACACUUAUUUUCAUACAUAUAAAACUCUGGCAUGACACACAUCCUUUUGUUCAUUCUCAGGGGAUCUUUCAGUGAGCCAAGCCCGGCACAGGGUACACCGCUGCUGGCACAUCAGCACAAUGCAUGUCCCAAAAGCUCCCUUGCUUUCUUGCUUUGUCUUCGUUUUAUUUUGUUCGUUUUUUUAUUAUUAUUAGUUUUGCUCUUAUUUCUGAUUUUCCAAAGCAUUGAUACAAACAGCAUAACACAGUGGAAAGAUACAAAAAAGAGGAUCUCCAAAUCUUGAGGUGAAAGAAAUGAAAACUUUGCUCUCCUGGUGCGAGAUGGUUAUUUAUUUAUAAUGUAAAAAAUGUGUUUUAUUUUUCCUUUGACCUUCGAUUAGCUUUUCUCUGACCUUUGACCCUGAGCUGCUGCAACUACAGUAAGUUCAGAUAGAUAUCCUCCCUCCAGAGGCUCAAGCAUCCUCUACUCUCAUCCCUUACUCCCUGUAUUUUUAAGAAAUGUUGUUAGAAUUAUUUAUGACAUGUAACAAAAAUGAUGCAGGCUGUCCCAUUUGCUAAAUUGUUGUUAUUGAAUUAUCAUUAUUAUUAUAUUAUUAUUAUUAUUAUUAUUAUUAUGAUCAUGUUGUGUAAAUAGCAACGCAUCUAAGAACACUGAUGAAUUUAGAUGAGUUUUUAAAAGAACAUCCUGAUACCUUAGGCUGCUUGACGCAAAAAUACCUCAGGUUCUAUUGAAAGGCUUUUCCUUCCCCUGUACAUGUUUUGUGAAAAUGAGACGAAAAUACAGACAUGACGAAAUACAA
Notolabrus celidotus (New Zealand spotty) is the source of this 4761-nucleotide messenger RNA. Its product is annotated as dual specificity protein phosphatase 8-like. The coding region runs from base 524 to 2323 and encodes 599 amino acids. Gene Ontology annotation, molecular function: MAP kinase tyrosine/serine/threonine phosphatase activity; protein tyrosine/threonine phosphatase activity. Lineage: Eukaryota; Metazoa; Chordata; Actinopteri; Labriformes; Labridae. Gene Ontology annotation, cellular component: cytoplasm. The transcript has 5 exons. Gene Ontology annotation, biological process: protein dephosphorylation; negative regulation of MAPK cascade. The record is from RefSeq and is a predicted model, not a curated record.